Dermochelys coriacea (leatherback sea turtle) is the source of this 1151-nucleotide messenger RNA. RefSeq names its product methyltransferase 21C, AARS1 lysine (gene METTL21C). Gene Ontology annotation, biological process: peptidyl-lysine methylation. The record is from RefSeq and is a predicted model, not a curated record. The coding region runs from base 1 to 810 and encodes 269 amino acids. The transcript has 4 exons. Lineage: Eukaryota; Metazoa; Chordata; Testudines; Dermochelyidae. Gene Ontology annotation, molecular function: protein-lysine N-methyltransferase activity. Gene Ontology annotation, cellular component: cytoplasm; cytosol.
AUGAUCUCCACCCAGCAUUUGCCACUCCCCAACGAAAUUCAAAGAGCAAUGGACCACCCAAGUGAAGAUAAGGACCUCAGUGAACAGCAGUCUGAAUAUCAGGAUGGGUCUACUUGCCCUGACUAUUCUCCAGCAACAGCAGAAUCCAGUUCAGAAUCACCAAGAAUUCUUAAAAUACUGCAGAAGUGGAUUCCUACAGUUUCUCCCUAUUUUGACAAGGAGCAUUAUUGUUAUGCAGACCACCAGAUCACUAUUCAAGAAUCAUUAGACCACUUUGGAGCUAUAGUAUGGCCCGGUGCACUGGCUUUAUCUCAGUACCUGGAAUCAAAUCAACAAGAGAUCAACCUAAAAGACAAAAAGGUACUUGAAAUUGGUGCUGGAACAGGACUGGUGUCCAUUGUGGCUAGCAUACUAGGAGCUUAUGUUACAGCUACUGAUUUGCCUGAAGUACUUGAAAAUCUCAAAUGGAAUAUUUCAAGAAAUACACAAAACAUGAAUAUACACCGACCUGAAGUGAGGAAGCUGGUAUGGGGAGAAGAUCUCAAUGAAGACUUCCCUAAAUCAACUCACCAUUAUGAUUUUAUUUUGGCAAGUGAUGUUGUCUACCACCAUACAUCUCUGGAUCCAUUGCUAACAACAAUGGCAUAUUUAUGUCAGCCAGGGACAGUAUUAUUAUGGGCAAAUAAAUUCAGAUUCAGCACAGAUUUUGAAUUUUUAGAGAAACUUGGCAAUAUAUUAAUCAUUACACUUCUAGCAGAAUUUCCAGAAUCAAAUAUCAAGCUAUUUAAAGCCACAGUAAAAGAGAAUUAAGCAAAAACAAUACAGUCACAGUUUUGAUGCCCCUCAAAGUUUAUGAGCUUCUAGUUUUUAGUACAUAAUGCACAUAGAGUGCAUUAAUGUCCCUAAACCUGUCCCCGAGUCUUUGAAUUUUGCACUUCAAUACAUGGAUAAUAAUAAUAUCGGGACACUACUUAACUGUCUGAUUUGUCUCAAGCUUAUAUACAUGAUUUACUCAAACAAAUGAAUUUAUUGCUGCCAGAGGGUCAGCAGUAACAAAACACAACCAGAAGGUAAAGUUUCAAAAUUUCAAAUAAACUAUUAGAUCUAGCUAUACCUUUAUAUCCUGUUUACAUUGCAUUUCUAUAUUAUUC